AUGGGGAUAAAGACGGCAUUACCGCACUAUGAGCUCGGCUUCUACGCCCUCGUCCUGACCUGCACCCUCGUCUAUUCCUUGAAUGGGAUAUUCGAAGCAUCUCGAGAUAACAUGAACCGCAAGUCGUUUAGGGAAAAUGUGAAGACCGGCUGGUAUUACUUUGGCAGGAAAAUGGAUGCAGCAGACUUCGAGUGGGAUGAGUGGUUCACAACGUUCAGGAAUUACAUCAUAUUCGCUCUCUCGGGUCACGUGAUCUUCGCCAAAAUCUUCUCACUUCUCAUCCCACAGCGCAGGUCCUGGGUCUACAUGCUGUACGGGAUCCUGACCGUGCUCGCCAUCAUGGGUACUAAUUAUCUGAUGCUCAUCCUGUCCCACUGCCUCCUCCUCUAUACCGUCUCCUUGGUAAAAAACAAAUGGGUGGUCUUCACCGCUGGCCUGUGCAGCCUUGCGACCUUCAAGAUAGAUCCGUUCAACUCCUGGCAAAGUGGUUUUAUUCCGGGAUCGUUCAGUCUACAAGACAUCCUCUUCUAUGGCGGUGCUGGAUUUAGCAUCUUGCGUUGUAUGAGCUUUGCGCUAGAGACGUGUGAAAGAAAAGAAGGAUUCUACUCCCCAAUCGACCUUCUCAAGUACAACUUCUACCUCCCAUUCUUCUUCUUUGGGCCAAUUAUGACCUUUGACCAGUUCUACCAGCAGGUGAAUUCCCGGUCGCUGACCCGCAAAGAGAACGAGAUGUGGAACAUUCGUGUCCAGGCCUUGGUCCACGUGCUGGUCAUACUUCUGGUGGACGUUUUCUUCCACUUCCUGUACAUUCUCAGCAUGCCCUCCGACCUGAAGUUUGUGAAGAAGUUGUCAGAUUGGUCUCUGGCGGGUUUGGCGUACUCCAACCUGGUAUAUGACUGGGUGAAAGCAGCUGUGAUGUUCGGGGUGAUAAAUACCAUCUCCAGACUGGACCACUUGGACCCACCGCAGCCCCCCAAAUGUAUCACCAUGCUUUACGUCUUUGCUGAAACGCACUUCGACCGAGGAAUUAAUGACUGGCUGUGCAAGUACGUUUAUGAUUUCCUCGGUGAGGGCCACAACAACAUCAAGAAGGAGCUGGUGGCCACUGUGUCUACGUUCCUGGUGACCACGCUGUGGCUGGGCCCCUGUGACAUUGUCUACAUCUGGUCCAUAUGCAACUGCUUCGGCCUCAACUUUGAACUCUGGGUGCAGAAGUUUUUCGAACUGCCGCUAUUCGCCAAACUGGAGGCCUCCUUACCUGAGUCCAUGUCCCGGAGAAUCCGGGGGAUAUUCGGCGCUGCCAAUUUCUGGGCCAUCAUUCUGUACAAUAUUUUAGCCCUGAACAGCCUGGAAUUUGCUAUACUGGUCGCCAAGAGGAUCCUCAUCACAGGUUUCCCGAUGAGCACGUUGUCCAUCUGGUUUGUGACCUAUUGUGGAGUUCAGCUGAUCAAGGAGCGAGAGCGAGUUCUGACCAUAGAUGCGGAGAGGAGUGAGAAACAGAAAGCUGCCUAA
Staurois parvus is the source of this 1512-nucleotide messenger RNA. Lineage: Eukaryota; Metazoa; Chordata; Amphibia; Anura; Ranidae. The record is from the annotation of a GenBank genome assembly.